Kluyveromyces lactis is the source of this 492-nucleotide messenger RNA. RefSeq lists its product as uncharacterized. The coding region runs from base 1 to 492 and encodes 163 amino acids. The record is from RefSeq and is a predicted model, not a curated record. NCBI's taxonomy places the organism in Eukaryota, Fungi, Ascomycota, Saccharomycetes, Saccharomycetales, Saccharomycetaceae. The transcript has a single exon.
AUGAAUUCACUUGGAGUUUUGUUUUACUCUUUUCUAUUCGCAUUUAAUCAAUUGUACGAAAUGGUUCUUUGGCCAAUGUUCUCAGCUGAGCUCAUUGGCAGUCCCACAUAUGCGUACGAAGAUGUAGACAGUUUCCAAAUGCAUGUUCUAGACUCGCCGACUCAGAUGCCACAAGAAGCAGUCCAAAAAUCUGGUUUUAAUGUACGUUUCCUAUCCAUUGCUUUGAUAUUCGUUAUUAUUCUACAACUUGUGAAAGCAACAUCUCUCAGCAUAGGCUAUAUAAAAGAAAAUGCUACUUGUGCACUGGGUAAUGCUCAGGUUAUUACAGGAGCAGAUGCUGACUUCAUCGAAACAGAUUUGGUAGAAGACAUUUCCAAUUAUUAUCCUUCGAUGUCAAUUAGAUUCAAUGGAAGCUCUACAGGAACACAAACCAUUUUGAACAAACCUGCUGAUGUCCUAAUAUGGGACAGAAGGAUGUUUAACCCAUUAUGA